Lathyrus sativus (Indian pea) is the source of this 1509-nucleotide messenger RNA. The record is from the annotation of a GenBank genome assembly. NCBI's taxonomy places the organism in Eukaryota, Viridiplantae, Streptophyta, Magnoliopsida, Fabales, Fabaceae.
AUGGGUGGUUCUCUUCUCACGUGUUGUCUCUCAAUGGAGAACCAUCAUCAUCCUUCAACACUAUUGUCAAUGGAUUCAAGUGCAUGUUCUCAUGAUGAGCUUGAUUUGGAGAUGAAUAGACAGAUCAUACUCUCUCGUCCGCCGGAUAUCAAUUUGCCCCUUUCUGCGCAGCAGCCGUGGAGUUCUGAUCCUUGUGAUAUUUUGGAUGUUGGACUUGGUACUCAAGGAGGGUAUGAGACGGAGAGUUUGCUUAACCUUCCGAAAGCGGUAAAGAAAUGCUCGAAGCGUGUUGAUAGCAUCUGGGGUGCUUGGUUUUUUUUCAGAUUUUAUUUUAAGCCCGUUUUGCUUGAGAAAUCGAAGGCAAAAGUUGUUAGGGAUGAUAACAAUGGUGUUUCGGGGUUUGAUAAAACGGAUCUGAAUAAUGAUGUUUUUAUGGUUCAGCAUGAUUUGGAAAAUAUGUAUAUGUGGGUUUUUAAGGAGAGGCCGGAGAAUGCGUUGGGUAAGAUGCAGCUGAGGAGUUACAUGAACGGACAUUCUCGCCAAGGGGAACGACCAUUUCCUUUUAGUGUUGACAAGGGUUUUGUUCGGUCUCAUAGGAUGCAAAGGAAGCAUUACAGAGGACUUUCAAAUCCUCAGUGUUUGCAUGGUAUUGAAGUUGUUACGUCGCCUAAUCUUUCAAGUCUUGACAGGGAUGAGCAGAAGAAGUGGAUGGAACUCACUGGCCGUGAUUUGAAUUUCAUAAUUCCGGUUGAAGCAAGCGAUUUCAGCUCAUGGAGGAAUCUUCCCAACACAGAUUUUGAGCUUGAGAGACCACCUCCCCCAAUCAAGAGUGCUCCAGUGCCUCACUCGAAGAAGCUGCUCAAUGAAUCUGGGCUGAAUUUAUCUACUCAUAUGUCGAACGGUGAUGCGGCUGACUUGUCUCCUAUCAGUAGCAAGAAAAGGAAGGACUUUUUUCUUACAGGUAAUGAUGAAGAAUGUUAUUUGUCUGUUAAUCCUUCAUCUGAUCGGAUUCCGGAUUUGGAAAUGCACCCUAGUGAACAACACUGGUUGAAUGAGUUUAGCGGGGUGAUGAAGAACGUCUGUGGACCGGCUACGGCUGCAAAAACAAUUUACGAAGAUGAACAAGGCUACUUGAUCAUUAUCAGUUUGCCUUUUGUGGAUCUUCCUAGUGUCAAAGUUUCUUGGAGGAAUACUCUCACUCACGGUAUCAUAAAAGUUUCUUGUGUGAGUACAUCGCGAAAGCCAUUUAUCAAGAGAAGUGAUAGGACAUUCAAGCUCACAGAUCUAUCCUCAGAGCACUGCCCCCCUGGAGAAUUUAUUCGAGAAAUCCCUCUUUUGACUCGCAUUCCUGAAGAUGCCAACAUUGAAGCGUACUAUGACGGACCAGGAUCAGUGCUUGAGAUCAUGGUGCCUAAACUUCGUCCAGGAUCAGAAGAGCAUGAAGUCCGUGUUUGCCUCCGUCCUAAUCUCGGUGGCAACCUAGAUGGUAACGAUCUCAUGUUGACUUGA